Messenger RNA from Rhododendron vialii, 2220 nucleotides. RefSeq names its product probable hexosyltransferase MUCI70. The transcript has 9 exons. The record is from RefSeq and is a predicted model, not a curated record. NCBI's taxonomy places the organism in Eukaryota, Viridiplantae, Streptophyta, Magnoliopsida, Ericales, Ericaceae. The coding region runs from base 241 to 1629 and encodes 462 amino acids.
UUUUCACUUUUUCUUUCUUUCUUUCUUCCUAACUGAAUCCUGGUUAUUAGUUCGGGUUUAAUUCUGAAGCUCGCAAUCAGCUACGAACGACAGUUAAUUUGCAUAGGGUGCUUCCCAUUUGGAUCUCUGUUCUGUUUCAAUCCAACAUCAUGCCCAUUCGCCGUGCUUCUGCCAAUUCGAUUCGGGUGAAAUUAUCUACCAGAUGAGCCGGUUUGCACCAGGUUUGGAAGGUACGCAGUGAUGGCUCUUUAUAGGCACAACAAUGAACUGUUACCAGAGAAGAGAGGCAUCAUUGGGGCAGUUUUUAAGUCCCUCACUCAAAGAAAGCAUGGCUUGCGGGUUUUUCGUCGGGGGAUGAGAGUUUCUAUAAGAAGAUUCUUGUUAUGGAUGUUUACAAUAGCAGUGCUAUUUUCUAUCUAUUUGGCAGUUUUUGGCUUGAAGGUGCCGUUUCAUGGAAAAAUGGAAGAUGGAAUUUCAUCACUUCGGGAAGCACAAGAAGAAUUUUUGGGAGUAGAUGCGUCAGAGCGACCAAAAAUAAAGCCUCAUAGACAACGUUUUUAUCCUUGUGAGGUACGGUUUUUGGACUCAGUCAAUAAUCUUGUUGAGCCAAAGGAUUAUGCAAAUUCCACACAAUUUUACUCCCGGUAUCAUGAUAGAGAAGACAAACCUUAUGGGCAAGAUCAAUUUGAACCCCGAUUCGGAGGGCAUCAGACCCUUGAAGAAAGAGAAAAAUCGUUCUAUGCGAGGAAUCAGACUAUUCAUUGUGGUUUUGUGGAAGGACCAGAAGGAUAUCCAAGCACUGGAUUUGGUUUGGAUGAGAAGGACAAGUUGUACAUGAGUACCUGUAAAGUUGUGGUCUCAUCAUGCAUUUUUGGUAGCUCUGACUUUUUGAGGAGGCCAACCAGCAAACUGAUCAGUGAAUACUCCAAAAAGAACGUUUGCUUCGUUAUGUUUGUAGAUGAGCAAACUCUGUUGAAACUGUCAGCGGAUGGAACUGUUCCUAAUGAUGGAGGAUAUAUUGGGCUGUGGAGAAUAGUAAUUGUAAGGAACUUACCCUACAAGGACAUGCGCAAAACUGGGAAGGUGCCAAAAUUUCUCUCACAUCGUCUCUUCCCUUCCUCUAGGUAUUCUAUUUGGCUUGAUAGCAAGAUGCGACUUCAGACUGACCCAAUGCUCAUUAUUGAAUACUAUUUGUGGCGAAAGGGCUCAGAGUACGCUAUUUCAAAUCAUUAUACCCGCCACUGUGUUUGGGAGGAGGUACUCCAGAAUAAGCGUCUAAAUAAAUACAACCACACAGCUAUCGAUGAACAGUUUAACUUUUACCAGUCUGAUGGCCUCACCAAGUUUGACCCGUCAGAUCGAAAUACCCCUCUUCCAAGUUAUGUACCUGAAGGUUCAUUCAUUGUCAGGGCCCACACACCGAUGUCAAAUUUAUUUUCUUGCCUUUGGUUUAAUGAAGUUGACCGUUUUACUUCACGCGACCAACUGAGCUUUGCAUAUACUUUCUUGAAGCUCAAGAGAAUGAAUCCAGAUAGGCCAUUCUUUCUAAAUAUGUUUAAGGACUGUGAGCGCAGAGCACUAGCCAAGUUAUUUAGUCAUAGGGUAGUGCCGCCUCCACCGGCUUCUUGAAAUUCUGUAGGUGUUAAUUCCAGUGAAGAUCAUAUGUGAAGUUCCAAGCGUCCUUAUGACUGCAGUUGGCAGCUGACAUGAUCUUGGAUGAGUAUGUGAACAAUUCACCAUUGGCAUAUGAAAUAAAGGCAAUGUUAGUUCUGAUUUUCUCCUAGUUUUGUCGAUCGUGUAAAGGUUCUUUUGUGGUUGUGGCUGAUUGAACCCUAAUGGUAACAGUUGGGUUCUACAUAAUCAACUGUAGGCUUUAACUAUGUUCAGGCUGCCACACAUUACACUGAAAAUGCAGCAAUCAAGGGAUUCAUAAUACGGAGCAUCUCCUCUGAUACUUGUACAUCUUCUCACUCAGGUUUUGGUCUAUGAAUUAGUAGAUACUUCUGGUUUUUCAAGCAAAUGUAAUGGCUUCUUUAUUGGUUGCUGAUGUGAAGAGGCUUUCUUAACUACUUUCCAAACAGUUUAUGCAUGGAAAGUGCCUACUGUUUUUAUGGCAGUGCAUAAUGCAGCAAAAGUGCAUAGUAUUCGUGAAACAUGUAUUAUAAAUUUGUAUUGGGAUCUGUGCAAACUAUGUUAAGAUUCGCGAUUUUUUUGGCAUUA